Molecule: messenger RNA, 908 nt
Organism: Didymodactylos carnosus
Lineage: Eukaryota; Metazoa; Rotifera; Eurotatoria; Philodinida; Philodinidae
Source: the annotation of a GenBank genome assembly
AAUUUAUGAAGCUACUAAAGAAUCUAUGAUUGGUAUAAUCUCUACAACUACCUGCAAUUGUCACAAUUGUUAUUUUGUCGAUUAUUUUCAGAAACAAAACGUAAAAAACAAGAGUUUGUUGAUAAAAUAACGAAAGUACAACGUCAAAUAAAUGAUAAAACAAAAUCCCGUAAUAUAACAAUAUUAGCUGUGAAAGAAUCUCAAAAAGAACAGCAACAACAAAUGUCAGAGCAUCACACUGAAAUAACAAAUAUCGAAGAAGAUAUUUAUGAAAAAGGAUGUCGAUUAGAAACCUUACAAGCAGAAAAUGAACGAUUUCAACAAACGAUAGACUACAUGGAAAAUCAAAUUGAAUUGUUCAAUCGCUUUACAGAGCAAUCAACAGCUGAUAUGCAAACAUUAGAUGAUACCAAUGUUGAUCUUUUAGGAAAACUCGAAGAUGGUUGGGUGAGUGAUCGAAAAUUAGAAAACGCUUUUGCGCAAAAAGAUUUAGAAUAUAUUGAACAUUUGACAAAUCUGUUAAAACUAACUGAAAAACGUAAAGAUAAAAUAGGAACGGUUGUUCAUCGACUUGUUGGUGAAUUGCAACACUUGAAAUAUUACCUUGAAGGAAUGUCGAGUCCAGAACCUCGGCCCCCACGUUCACAUUCAGCAAGAAAAGGAUCAUUUCGUCGACGAAGUAUAUCAAAUGAACGUGUUCGAUCAGCUGGAACACCAGCACCAUUAGCUGAUAUUAUUUCAAAACGACAACGUGCAUCAUCGGCUAAUCGAGCAAAAUCAGUCUCAUCGGCUACCAGUCCAUAUCCGACACAUACAUUUGAAUUGGAUGGCGAUGUUCAACGUCGGGUGACAAUAUUUGUUGAAGAUAAUUUUGAUGUUAAAAGUAAUAAGAAAAGUUCUCAGCGAUC